AUUUUGUGCCUGUUCACGAAACGUUGGCGGCAUGAGCGGGCCGUUUGGAGAAGCGUACACGGUGUCAAGGAUGCUGGACAGCAUCAACGAGACCAUGGGCGAUGGCGCCAAGGUGGAAUUGAAGCGGAAUGUUGGCAACGGGGUCGCUCUAGAUACGUCUGCAAAGGAAAUCGCGUGUCUCGACACCCAAGCGAAGAUCAAGACCUCUGUAGAACGAGUGGCCAAUAUGGAUUCGCUGGAGAAGCAAGCGUGGAUAGCGCAUCAACGGAGCAAGGGAAACGAUCUGUUCAAAGCACAAAAGUUCAAAGAAGCUAGCGACGCAUACCUUGAAGCGUUGACAGGCCUCGACCUCGGGGGUCCUGGCCAUAUCGACGUCCAACGAAACGUCCAGCAUCCCAUCACAUGCAACAUCGUCGCAUGCAUGCUGAAAUUGGAGCAAUGGGACAAGGCCGUGAAGAUGGCAUCCAUUGUCUUGACGGCAGAGCCCACGAACGUCAAGUCUCUUGUUCAGCGAGCGAGGGCAUAUAUGCAUUUGGAAGAUUUCGACAAGGCCCGGAAGGACGCCAUUGCUGCACAAGACCUGGCGCACGAUGUGUCCAAGUUACUGGAGACCAUACGUCGCACACAAUUGCAUGCAAGGCGACAGCAACAAGUGAAAACCUCGUUCGAAAAGAACAUGAUGAAACACAUCGGGUCGAUUUACCACGACAAGAAGCCACCUCCCAAUCCUUCCAACAUGACGCUGUCCAAGCCAUCCCCGACGUUGCGUCUGUGGCGCCAAGUUGUCCAAAAUGUGUUCAAGUGCCUCGCAUGGGCAUUGAACCUUUGCUUUGGCAAGCGUAAACUUGCUUAAGUUCAUCCAGUUAAUAUAUGUCGUUUAGAAUAGA
Molecule: messenger RNA, 887 nt
Organism: Aphanomyces astaci
Lineage: Eukaryota; Oomycota; Saprolegniomycetes; Saprolegniales; Verrucalvaceae
Exons: 4
Coding region: 32-853 (273 amino acids)
Molecular function (GO): protein binding
Source: RefSeq, a predicted model, not a curated record